Molecule: messenger RNA, 2871 nt
Organism: Gamsiella multidivaricata
Lineage: Eukaryota; Fungi; Mortierellomycota; Mortierellomycetes; Mortierellales; Mortierellaceae
Exons: 5
Coding region: 283-2631 (782 amino acids)
Biological process (GO): vacuole fusion, non-autophagic
Cellular component (GO): fungal-type vacuole membrane
Molecular function (GO): phospholipid binding
Source: RefSeq, a predicted model, not a curated record
CAUUUUAUAUUUCCCCUUGGAUCCACGUUGCAAAGGCCCUCUUUUUCUGCCUCUUCGCGCCCUUAUUUUCUCGCACCUCUCUUGAUUCCGUGUUCCUGAUUACAUUCCAUCCCGACUAGCAGCAGCCUUCGUCCUCCCUCCAUCAUCCCCUCUCCUCCCCUCCUUCUCCUCCCUCCCUCCACGUCUCCGUUUCACGUUCUCCCCUUCGCUUCUCUGUCCUCUGUCCACUUUGUCUCUUCGUUCUUACUUUUAUUCAGUUACCAGUUUCUACUCCCAUGAGACAUGCCCGCCAUGUUGUCAACUGUCUCGCUAAUUGAUCCCACCACCCUCAACCCGUCCUUUUCGGGCCCAGAGAACAGUCGAAUGGGCAGACCUGCGGUCAUCAUCACCCGUGGGGACCAGCAGACCUCUGUCGACCAGAUCCAGUUACUGCUCACAAGCGCAAAGGCCUACCGCCUGCAGAUGCUUGCCCUCUCCAAGACAGCCGCCAACUUUGGAUACGCCCUCGAGAAAAUCGCACACUCCAAGGCCGCAGUUCGGGAUCCAUCCAAUGUUUCAUCGAGUCUCCAAGCUGCCGCGGGGUUGCAUUAUCUAAUGUCGAACCAUCAUCAGAUCCUGAGUGACACGUUGUACAAGCAGUUCGAGAUUCCACUGCUCCAGCACCUCGACACCCACAAGGCCAACAUCGAGGCCAGUGAGGCACAGUAUGAGCGAUCGAUGAGGGAUAUGAGCCAGAAGAUCAAGGAGACCGAGGCCACUUCAUUGCAGAACGGUCGUAAACGACAGCGAGACCUCUUCCAAUUUCGGCAGGCACUUACGACCUUGACGAUGCAGGUCGAUGAACUGGAGCGGAUCAAAUUGGGUUACUACUUCAGCAACUUGGAGAGCGAGCAGGCAAACCUGCAGCUGAUUUUACAGAAGACGUCGACUAUCGUGCGAGCCGAGGUCGAUAUUUACGAAAGGAUCGCAAACAAAGGCUUGAACGAUGCAAUUCUGGAGCCCAUGACCACACAGGGGCCGGACCCGUAUUGCAUCUACCCGACCACGGAUGAAUUUUCGUCGAUCUUCUCUAUUCUACCUCCUACACCCAUCAUCCCAACAUCAGGUGCUGGAACGACAGGGACAACGACCCCACAGCCGGAUGCGAUCAUGUCCAACUUUUAUGGGUACCACGAGCAUAACACCUUCUCGACAGCACGGAAUCUGACCAACGCUGCGACCAGAGACCGACACCUCUUUGGAGAUGCCUCGUCUGUGGAGUCCAAGGAGGUCGUGAUCAAAAAGACUACCACUACCACUACCACCACCACAACAACCGCAUCUGUAGCGAACGAUGUCCAGUCCACACAGGAGUUAAGUGCGAAAACAUCAAAGGAUACGGCAUCUUCCACGAACGAGCCCUCAGAAACAGUGAAGCUGGACAGGGACCAGGAUGUUGAAACCCUCAAGGAGUCCGACGGGCGGUCACCAUCACCCGAAGGGAUCGUAAUGGCUUUGGAGGUACAGAAGGAUGACGACGAGAAGGAUGAAUUGACGGGAGAAUCUGCUGGACUGGAGACGAAGUCAACCGAGCAGGAUUCUCAGAGUUCUGACUAUGAAAUGGUCGAUCCACAGCCAUCGGGCGCUUCCGAGGAAGCGGGAGAGAAUCAGAACGCAUCCACUACGGACGAUAGCAAUGGCGUGGAUCUACGAAGUGGACAGCAGCACCAUCGGCGGCCGGAUACUGCCCCCUCCAAGGAGGAUAUCCCACAUCAUCCAGCGUCCAGUCCUAGCGAACCCGCAUCCUCUGUCCGCUCAUACUCGCUUCGCUCUUAUUCCGGAUCGAGAUCACAUCUGCUCCUUGCCUCGACACCGGAAUCACCUCCCGUCCGGGGCACGAUCCACAUCGGACAGGACUCUGAGCUGCUGAAUAACAGGGACUUUUCGUUCUCGUACGAGCCCUCGGAGUUUAUGGAACAACGGAGUCUGCACUCGCAGCUGAACCUCAGUCGACAUGGCGCACAUUCAGGACUUCAGGCGUUUGGGGGGUUCGAUGAGAUGGAGGAGGACCACGGAGGAUUCGGUGCGACGCCACCGACGACGACGAACACCUCGCUUCAUCAGCAGGCACCACUGAACAGCUCACCACAGCACCAGCACCAGCAUCUUCACAGCAGGAACCAUAGCCAGCACCUGCAUACCCUUCGACAUACCUCGAGCGAUGGGCAAUUGAGUCACAGCUCCUCCUCGAACCUGAGCAGUAUCGGUAGUAACUCCAGUGGCAGCCUGCAUCAUCGUCGAAGCACUGGCAGGAUCAAGACCGAGCUCGAGACGAGUUCUCUGUCGGCGGCGAUGUUUGAUGGUGAGGAGCCGUAUCUGCCGACGAUGACGAACAAUAGACAGGUGGAGAUGCGACGGGGGUUCGAUGAUGGGAUGCCGGCGUUCUUUGCGGAUGAGGUUGAGGAGGAUUCGCAGGAGAGGCAGACCCAGGCGAGGCCGUCGUCGUUGAGACAGUCGUUUGGGUGGAGUGCUUAUGGAAGUAUUGGUAGUGGGCAGGUGAGUCGGAGACAUAGUGUGGACUCGAUGGUACGGAUGGCGGAUGGGAGCUGUAAGGAUAUGAGCACGACGAAUGUGGAAGAGAUUGUGGUGUAGGAUAUUUGUAUGUGGUAGCAAACAUUAGAGGAGGACGGGAUGAGAAGGAUGAGAAGAAGCAAUGACGAGAGAGACGAGGAAGACGAGGAAGACAGGGAGGAGGAGGAGUUCUGUUUGGCAAAGUAGGCUAAAAAUUGUAUAUUAUCGAAGAAAAAAAAAACGAAUGAACUCGCCGUAUUUUUCAAAGGAAGCAAUGAUAUUGUACGCGUCUUUGCGAGGUGUGUGCAUAUAGCAUCGGGC